Myxocyprinus asiaticus (Chinese sucker) is the source of this 4806-nucleotide messenger RNA. RefSeq lists its product as uncharacterized. Lineage: Eukaryota; Metazoa; Chordata; Actinopteri; Cypriniformes; Catostomidae. Gene Ontology annotation, biological process: regulation of RNA metabolic process; regulation of gene expression. Gene Ontology annotation, cellular component: cytoplasm; nucleus. The record is from RefSeq and is a predicted model, not a curated record. Gene Ontology annotation, molecular function: mRNA binding. The transcript has 14 exons. The coding region runs from base 523 to 1821 and encodes 432 amino acids.
UCCAAGUAUGAGAAACCUGUUGCCUUCUAUUCAUCUUGGGAUCCUGUGGCUUUCCCUAACGUCACAAUGACCCUCAGCUCCCAAGAUGAAGGACCUGUUCAUCUGUGGCAUCAACUUCGUGAGUAUUAGAAAUAGAGAGAGACUCCAAGCUCACGUAGCCGGGUCUAAAGGCUUAUCAGAGGCUAAGCCAGAGGGGGAAAAACAGUAAAGCUAGUCUCUGCUGACCAGAGGUACGGGCACAGGGCCAUCUGUCCAUUCUCUGAAUACAGCUGACACCAAAGGAGGGCAACUCUGUACUCAGGGAAUCAUACACACUUUGGAGCCACAAACAUUAACUCAUCCUGGAGAGAGUUGGUGAAAAAGUAACUUACUGGCAUCUUCCUGCGGUCUCAAACUCCAUCACUUGAGCAGUGUCACUUCUGUUUAACAAGUUCCUAUUCGGGAGUGUCAUGGCAAGAGGGAUCACAUUUCAUUUAACAUCUUAUAGACAGUCUGUUUGAAGCAUCUAGACCUGAGAGAAGAAUGAAUAUGAAUGAGAGACAGGGCGGAGGAUCAGAGGGGGGACUAAAUGUCACCCUCACCAUCCGCCUGCUAAUGCAUGGGAAGGAAGUUGGAAGUAUCAUUGGGAAGAAAGGAGAGACUGUCAAAAAAAUGAGAGAGGAGAGUGGAGCCCGAAUUAACAUAUCUGACGGAUCAAGUCCAGAGCGCAUCGUCACCAUAACCGGUGCAUCUGAGGUCAUCUUCAAAGCAUUCGCCAUGAUUGCAGAGAAAUUUGAGGAGGAUAUCAUGGCCUCCAUGAUAAACAGCACAGUGACAAGCAGGCCUCCUGUCACACUGCGCCUCGUCUUCCCCGCCAGUCAGUGCGGUUCACUUAUCGGCAAAGGAGGCUCCAAGAUCAAAGAGAUCAGAGAGAGCACAGGUGCCCAGGUGCAGGUAGCAGGAGACUUACUCCCUGACUCUACUGAGAGAGCGGUGACCAUCUCAGGCACCCCCCACGCCAUUACACAAUGUGUGAAGCACAUCUGCACUGUCAUGCUAGAGUCACCACCUAAAGGAGCCACCAUUCCAUACCGACCCAAACCCUCUGCAGGUGGUAGCCAAACAGUGUUGGCACAACCACAUACUGCUCCGGCUUUUGCUAUCCCAGGACAAUUUGCAAUUCCACCCCAAGACUUGACCAAGCUUCACCAGUUGGCUAUGCAGCAUAUCCCCUUUACCUCCCUUGGGCAGAGCAACCCCACCUUCCCUGGUCUUGAUGCCUCCUUUGCAACCAGCUCUCAAGAGCUGACCAUACCUAAUGAUCUCAUAGGCUGCAUCAUUGGCAGACAGGGCAGUAAGAUCAAUGAGAUUCGGCAGAUGUCUGGUGCCCAGAUCAAGAUUGCGGGGGCCACAGACGGUUCGGCUGUGCGCCAUGUCACCAUCACAGGCUCCCCAGCCAGCAUCAGUGUGGCUCAGUACCUCAUCAGUGCUAGUUUAGAGAUGGCUAAACUGAGCAUCCAGGCUGCAUCCUCCACAUCCUCCACCACAGCUCUCGACUUUGGCCUGGGUUUCUCCCAGUCUGCCCCCUCCUCUUCCACAGCUGUCCUGGCUGCUCCCCCCUCCGCUAUUAACGUCCACUCCCCCCAGUCUAUCCCCUCCUUCCCCAGUGCCCAUUACACCCUGCCUGUCUCCAGCCUGCUUGGCAUGAAUACCGUCCCUCUGCUGGCAGUGCACGCAGCUGCCUCCGCGGGCCUCCCGCCCGGCCUCACCCCCUACACCGCAAAGAUUCCCACUUCGUCCAGCAUCAAAAAAUCAGAGCGGCAGAAGUUUGCCCCGUACUGAGCGUCCGUGGUCUUUAAUAUAAUGAGUAUUGUUAUAUUUGUUUAUUAUUUAUCCAUGAAUAUUAAGUAGAUUGAAAGUGUUUCUUCCUGGCCUCUAUCUCUCUUUAAUGUCUCUGUGCAAUAUUUUGCAAACAAAUAGCACAAGUUAUAGUGAGUGUAUGACAAGAUUAAUCGCUCUUUAUAUCGUCUUCCAUUUUGUUUGCCAUUUCAUUUGGAAGUGUUUGAGAUAUCCAUCUCUCACCAUAUAAUUUAUCUGACACUCCUACUUAUGUUCACGGAAAGCCAAAGCCAGCAGGAAUUUGAUUUAUUGGUACUAUGCAGCUCAUGGGGAAGGUCUGUGUCUGUAAGUGUGAUUUUUUUUGUUUGUUUUUUUGUUUAUCUUGGUGUGAUUUUAUUGUGCUGAUUAGAACAGGCUGCCAUCUUUGUUAUUGUAUCAGAAUAAGAAAGUAAUUUCAAAGAGAGUGUGAUGCUCUGUGUCUCAUACUGAUGUUGUUAAUCAGACCUUCUAACUUAAAGAUAGUGUUCACCCCAAAAUGGAAAUUCUCUCAUCAUUUCCUCACCCUCAUGCUAUCCCAGAUGUGUAUGACUUACUUUCUUCUGCAGAACACAAAGAUUUUUAGAAGAAUAUCUCAGCUCUGUAGGUCCAUAUAACGCAAGUCAAUAUAGUCCAAAAGCACCAAAAAGCACAUAAAGUCAGCAUAAAAGCAAUCCAAACGACUCCAGUGGAUAAACUGAUAUCUUCUGAAGCGAUAUGAUAGGUGUGGGUGAGAAAGAGUUCAAUAUUCCAAAAGUCCUUUUUUUUAAUUUUUUUUUACUAGAAAUCUCCACUUUCACCUUCUUCUUCUUUUGUUUAUGGUGAUUCACAUUCUUUGUGCAUAUUGCCACCUAUUGGGCAGGAAGGAGAAUUUAUAGUAAAAAAGGACUUAAAUAUUGAUCUAUUUCUCACCCACACCUAUUAUAUUGCUUCUGAAAACAAAGAUUUAAGGUGCACUCAGUAUUUUUAUUUUUCCUCAUUUAAAAAGUUUUACUUCUAAAGAAAUGAAUAGUAAUACUGAAACAUAUGUAUGAAAUCAUGACCACUCAUGUGAGAUGAAGAGUUCAGUCAUAUCAGUAAUCUUAUAAAAGCUUUUUUAUUCUACAUGGGGCGGGGGCGCCCUCAGGGGGGCAGCCAUGUUAAGAUCACAUGACCAGCUGAACACUACUUUUUUUAAUCUCAGUAACUGCCCUGUUAUUGGACACUUUCAUUCAUGGAUUAAAUUAAUCCAGGUUUACUGUGCAUAGUUAAUUUCAACAAUGGCAUUGGCAACUGAAAACUACUGUGUUGGAAUGAUGCAGCUUCCAGGCCAGUAGGUGUCAGUGUAAGUCAAUGUAAGUUACUUCAGCAUACUUCAAAAAAUUACUGAGUGCACCUUUAACCACUGGAAUCUUAUGGAUUACAUUUAUGCUGCCUUUAUGUGCAUUUUGGAGCUUCAUCAUUCCAACCACCAUACACUUAUACAGAUCUGAAAUAUUCUUCUAAAAAUCUUCAGUUGUGUUCUGCAGAAGAAGGAAACUCAUACACAUCUGGUAUGGGAUGAGGGUGAAUAAAUGAUGAGAUCAUUUUCAUUUUUGGUGAACUAUCCCUUUAACAGCAGAACAUACAUCUAGAGGUCUCCUGAAAAUCGAUUUUGCCGAUACCGAUAACUAAGGUGGCGGAAAAGGCUGAUAACUGAUUAAUUAGCCGAAAGUUUUAAAAAUGGAUUUAUUUAAUGUUAUUUAUUUAGUUUUUCCUUACUGUGACAGGCACAGAAAGAGGCAACUAGAGUCCAAAAUGAAUAAAAUGCCAGAUGCUGUUUAUUGCAACCAAAAUCCCAGUAACAACCAGAAAAAAAUUAAGAUUUGGUGUAUAACGCAGGAAUUUUAUGCAGCAAAAAACUAUCGGCAAACUAUUAUGUGGAUUUUUACCAAUAAAGGAUAGUUCCAAAAGCAGUGUUGCUGAUUAAUCGGUUGACCUCUACAUGCAGUACGUCAACAUUCUCAACAUACCUUCUUAAAAAUUACCUAAUUAAUACUGCAGAGAAAGAUAAAGGCGAUGUGUAUUGUUUGUGCCACUAGAGUCACCAAACAGAAUUGCAAAAAUAAUUACUGUUCUUAAAUUGGUUUCCCAAACACAUGCCAUUGUUUGAGCCAACGUUGCUUUGUUGGGUUGGUCGAGAGGCUCAAACAAACAGAGCAAUGUUUUGAUAGUGCCACAGAGCUGCAGUUUUACAUUAUACACUUCAGUUUUAAAAUAUAAAGGCAUGAGGGCAAGAUGGCAUAUCUUGGUAGGCCUACACAUUUUGUGAUUCUAACAUUUGCAUCCUGCUGUUUUAGAAUCAUGCUACAAUCCAUGGCCAUAACCACGCCUUCUUAAGUUGUUAGCUAUAAUACUGUUCACACUUUUAUGUUGAUGCAAAACAUUAUCAAAUAUUAUUUUUUUGUUUUUGUUUCUCUCAGCUUAGUUAAAUGAUGACACUGUAAAACUGUGACCCACAUAUGCAGUAGAGCCAUGCUUCUCAUGCCCAGCAGGGCUUAUAUCAGGGGUAUAACUGUUUUUAACAAUAAUUUGAUCUGUUCUUCUAUAUCUGAUUGUGUGUUUUUCUCCUAGGCUGUCCUCAGUGAUAGCAAGUCUGAGGCCACUGUAGUGCAACCUUUAUAUCUUAUCAUUAAUCUCUCAUUGGAUUACCCUAAAGACAUAGUGGACUCUUAUGGACUUAAAUACUACACAAGAAUCCCUGGCUACACAAUGAUACAUUUUUUUAAAGUAUUUUUAAAUCUUGUAAUAAACAGAUAUGCUGUAACUAGUUUUUUAUGUUUCAACCUUCAAUGCAAGACAUGUAUUUGUGUUUGUUUUUAGAUUGCUUUUUGAAGUACCUGUAUGCAUUUUGCUGUUAAUAUGACAAUCAAUGUGCUUUUAUUAAUUGCAUUACAAAUGUAGAACUUAAAAGUCAUUCUUUAAUUAAACGAU